This is a messenger RNA of Kockovaella imperatae, 8853 nucleotides long. RefSeq lists its product as hypothetical. NCBI's taxonomy places the organism in Eukaryota, Fungi, Basidiomycota, Tremellomycetes, Tremellales, Cuniculitremaceae. Bases 85 to 8670 code for a protein of 2861 amino acids. The record is from RefSeq and is a predicted model, not a curated record. The transcript has 5 exons.
CUUUCCGACUUGCUUGGAGACGUAAGCUGCGGUGGGCUGGCUCCAUCGCGGAUCCAACUACUUCAGGCGAAAGUCUGCCGACGCAUGGCCAAGCUGGAAGUCUCCAGGAACAGUGCUACGGGUCAUACCAAGAUCUUGUAUGAGCAGCUUUUUUCGACCCUAAGUUCAACCGUCAAGAUGCAGACCGAACGUGCCUCCAGUGUUUUGGAAGCGAUUUGGCUCAGCUAUCGGGAGUCCACCACUCUCAAAGUUCCUUUUGUCCCUGAUCGAGCCACAAACGAUGCCCUGUCCCUUCGCCUCUCCCAGUCUGGCCAGUUCCUGGACAAUCUCUUGUCCAUGCCUGACGCUGGAGUCACAGCCAAGCGAGCGGUGCCUCCCUCAGCAAUUCCGGCUAUUCAAUCUGCGGACCGCUUCAACGCGCCCAUCUACGCUGCCGUAGGGAAAGAUCAACGUCUUGUGGACAAUCGCUUUUCGGUGCAAUCAUUUGGCCACAGGCAGCAGUGCCUUGAGCUGGCGAAGGAUAUUCGCGACGUACUGCAGACCAUUCUCUCUUUCGAUCAUGGCGAUCCAGAGGAUAUCAGCCCUCAUCUUCUCACCAUCUUCGAGCUGUGGGUGCGACUUGACAGAAUCGCAACUGGUCUGUGGCCCCUGUUGAAAGAAUUCGACCCCUGUUUCUCCUCCGAUAUCCUCGAUGCACUGCAGCUGCUGGAAUCCGCCGACGUAGAACGCUUGAGACAGGUUCAAGACUAUCUGCAGAAGCGGAAACGCGCGUGCACGUACCCCACAGUCACUCUGUUCAGUCCCAUUGGUCAGAACUCGUUCGCUGUACGUUUUGUGGCUCAAUCUUCAGCCCUUCAAGCAUUGGAACGUGGCAUUCGCGCCAAAAACGACUCGGCGCGAGAGAAGGCGUUGCUUGCGUGGCAGAGAGCUAGUGACGAAUUUGACGAGCAUACGACCGAGUAUCACAGCGGUACUUGUCGCUGUACCUUCUAUUGCGGAAAACGAGAUGUUCGUGGUUGUACACGAUGCUGGCACGGUCGCGCGAGAUUCACACUAACGGUUCAAGUCCAUGAAGAUUAUCUCCCAUCAAUCGACUCGGAAAUGAAAGCUGUGAUAUUCGAGCUUGGCAUAGACUCAGAGCUUGCGGAGUACCGCGACGUGACGUGGCUCAUUUUCAAAAGACUUCUCCACCCAGGACGACCGAACAACGUCAAGGUUGAGUCGGUGCUCCAUCGACACGGACCCCUCACGGGAUACAGACAGUCAAAGGCCAACUUGACUUUGGGUUCAAGAACAAAGUACUUCCAGCAGACGCAUUAUAAAUUCUCCAGUUUUGGUGGCAAGCCUUCGAAAUCGUCGAUCUUGCUGCCAUGCGGCGCGUCGUUCUACCUGUUGGACGACGAAGACAAUCUCUGGCCUUCCGACUUUCAUGGCCAGUUGACACUGCAACAUCUGUGCCACGUCUUGAUACCCCAGCCCCUCGAAGACACUUCGGUUUUCAAUCUCGGCAACCACCCUGACACAGUCAUAGACGGGCCUUCUUCGUAUCAGACAAUAGCCAAUCAGACCAAACGACCCAGCACAUGCUCAGACCAGGAAUUUGCGGCGCUCCAACGACUGCUGCAUGGGAAAAUGACGCGCUGGCCCAACUUGCUGCUGGAACUGGGGGCGACGAAUCUGGGGUUCAGCAACGUAGACACGUCGCGGAUGGUCAGUCAAUUGAGUCUUCAAGCUGGACCGUAUGAUCCAGGCAGUACGAAUUCUGACACAAUUCACGUCCUUUUCAAAGAGCCUGCAUUCUGCUCCCAGCUAUUUGAUCGCAUUCGCGCUCACUUUGACAUAAUUCGGUCCAAUUGGCGAGAGGUGGGAUACAUGAGCAUGCUCGUGACCCUGACUUUGCGAGCCUUAUACCUUUGCACGACUACCGACACUAUUCAGCAAGCUUCCCGGCUGCUGCUCGAUUUCCGAGAGACCCUCUUGGAGUGGAUCAUUAGUCUUCGGCAAGACUUCAAAGACGUUACAGAGGACGAUGUGGCAACGAGGACCGCCACGUACAUCGUACAGGCGUCUCUCCUUUGCAGGCGGACCUUCAACGUGUACCUUUCGUAUCGAUCCGAAGCCAAUCUGCCCUUUGCCCAGGAUGACCUCGCUGCGUGGACAGUGGCAUCUGCUGCUCUGCAGGAAAAUAUCUCAGUGAGCAUGGAGCUCCUGGAUUCCGCCUUGAAGCGCCUUUUUCAUCGAGACGCCCGACUAGCCUUCCGACUCGGAAACACACUCCGACAAGGCAUUCGAGACUUCCCUGAGGGAGUCAGUGAUGGAAUGUCUCGCCAUUGGCUGGGCACGUCGAAAACAUCGAAAUUCACGCGUUGGACUUUCCAGGGCGACGAGAAAGAUAACUGGCUCCAGUCGGAUCUGAUCGAAUAUCGGCAGGGACGAUCGUAUUCUGAACCUAUUCAAUUCCACUUGCUGGAAGGUCAUCUGCUCAUGGGAGGUGGACCCCGUGGCAAGUUACCGGCUCAUAUCCGAGAAUGCGCAGCCAUCAAGAUUCUCUUCAAAGGCAGGCACCUGGUUACAUAUCCUUGCCGCAUGCCAGGUCUGAGUCAUCGACUUGAUUCAGCACAUCAAGGUCAUCGGGUUUAUUUUGGCACGAGAGAUGGAUAUGUUGUCAUUCGCGCAGAAUCGCUCAAUACCGGGCACAUUCUAGAAUUCUUGGCGCCCGACAUACUCUUCCUUCCAGGGACUUUCGACUUGCCCAAUGAAUUGAGGGAGAACCGUUGCCAUUGGAUCAAUCUAUCAACCGGCAACGUAGAAGUUCGUCAUCUGAACCGGGCCUGGAAACCAAAUGAUAGCGAUUGGAUAAUCAGUCUGGCCAAUCGGACAGCUUUUCGUCGACAAUCCCAGCUCGUUGGUCCUCAGAGCGGUCUCUUUCGCCAGAUUGCAAGCAUCUUCGGUGGCUUUGUUGCACCCGAGCAGUUGACUGUCUAUCAACCGGGAGGGGCCUUGACCGUGCGGAUCCCGGUGUAUGACCUCACUUUUCACGUGAAUAAGGGUCGAUUGGAAUGCCGGGAGCUGCAGGCUGAGAUCGACCCUGAUCAAGAUGCGGGCACUUGGUACGGUCUACGAGGCAAGCUGUUUUUCCGAGAUGUGCAAAACAAAACAAAGAGGUUUAUUCUGGUUCCCCUUGGCAGCCCUUAUGCUCUUGAAGGUGGAUGGCGACCCGGUUGUACGGCCAGCAUCGGCAUUCGCGAGGAUCCGAUGUUUGGACGUUUCGAGGUCGAUGACACUCUAGGCCGACUGACUUGUGUGCCUGAACCAGCACUUAUCUACAACAAGGCCCUGAUCCACGCCUUGACUACGUUCUGUUCGCCGGAUCCGCUCACGGGUCGAACUGGCACAGAGGAAGCGGCCGAGACUUUGCGAUCAGCGGUUGCGCAACCUUGGCAACCCCUGGCAAACCUACCCAAAAUAGCGCUCCGGGCACUGCGGGGACUUCUACCUAAACGAGAGUACUAUCCUCAGGGCCUCAAAUGUCUGCAAAAGGUCGAAUGGGACGACAUGCUCCCAUCAUUUGUACAGUCGGACGCAUUCGAGGCUCUGAUCUAUGACAUCGAGCACAAGUCGUUCAAGCUGGCAUUAUUCUCUGAGACGAGCUCUGCGGAGAAUGGAGACACGAGCUCAACCGAGCCAAAACCACCAUCUGACCUCCGUCAACGAGGCGAGCUUCAACAAGCCGUCUAUGCCCCAGGGGUCAUCGUCUCGGAGGCGGCUGCUGCCUGGGGGGCAGACUUGUCAACCCGGGUCUAUAAUAGCAGACAUCGACGCGAUCGCCCUCCCUUCAGCACCAAUGUGUACAACCUAGUCUAUGCGAUGAGAUCGUCAACUCCACUCGACUCAUCUCGAAAUUUGACCGAUAUACUCGAAGAGUCCGACCUGAUCGGCGGGGUGCCGCAAUCCAUGCAAGGUAACCGGGGGCCACUCGUUGACCAGAUCGUCGUCAACUUUUUUGAGCAAUUCGGCGAACUAGUGGACUUUUGUCGACGGACAUCCUCGAUAAGACCAAACUCCAAACGCGAGUUCCGAUUCGCUCUGCUGGCCUUCUCGCCUCAAGUGGAUGUGGAUCUAUUGCAUUGGCUCGCUAUCAUAGCGAUGGAUGAGUCGAUUGCUGAGAUUUGUCCUCCUCGGCAUCCUCAAUUCGCAGGUUUCAAAAAGCGAGAGUGCCCCACACUGGAGGAAUUGGUCUCUCGAAUGCGACACGCCCAUCGACCUUUCAGUCACAACAUCGCCAGCUCUAUUUUCGGCGACGAGGCUAGCCUCAGGGCAGAAGAAGCGCAUAGGCUGCUUUGUGAGGAGGAGGCUCUGCGCCUCGCUCAAUGUCUCAUCUCUCAAUGGCCUCAAACCUUCGAUGUAGCCAAAGGGUCCCUCGACUACAACUCCUUUCCGUCUCUCCACCUCCUUGAUGCCUUGGUAUCUGUGGAGGAAGAUUGGGAACGCCGUUUGCACAACAAGGAUCUCGAAGCAUAUGUAGAUGCUGUAGAAGCCGGUUUACUGCACCGACAAACUGGACCUCCAGUUGGCCGACCUCUGCCAGUGACAUUACCCUCGCAAUCCGACAAUCCUAAUAAUUGCAAGCUGCCUUUACGAUUGGCCAAUGUUUUGCAGGGCGAUGAUAUCGUAUCGCCGCUGAUCCCUCCUGUGAUAACGCAAACCUCAAAUGCGACAGCUAUCAUCGGUCCAAUAUCGGUCAGCACCCGUCCACGAGUUGGACAACAUCCUCGACAAAAUCUGAAGAUCGUUUUGGAUUCGUUCCUCGAGGUCAAGGGGCUACGAAAACCGAAUACCGUCCGCCAAGAGUAUGCCAGAUAUCUCUCCGACAGCUUGGCAGCGCUCGACAAUCAAACUGUUCCUGAGCGGGUCGACGAUUGGCAGUUUCACACCGUCAUGCAGGUCGUGGAAUCGAAGAUCGUCUUGGCUCGAGAGCAUGCCAGCAAGAUCUUUCAGGAUCUACGACGGGCUGUUCUGAAAGCCCAUCCCCAUGUUCAGUGGUUAGUCGAUGGCAAUCUUUUCUCGGAUAUCGCGUCGCCAGCCACGAUUCUCCCUCUGCUGCGCCAACAGUCUGACAUUGGAAUGGGAGCGCCCUUCAAGCAGUUCCUCACCACCUAUGGUCUAGCCUUGACAGAGUUGCAAAGAUUGCAGCGUAUUUUGCAUACCCUCAAACAAGGUAAUCGCAAGGCAGCGUACGAGGAGAUUACCCAUGCUGGACACGAGAACUGGGACCCAAUGCAGCAUCAAGACUGGCUAUCUAUUGAACUCGACUGCAACAUCUUGAUCCGCCCGACGCAGGUCGAUGUUGCCCGGGCCAUCAUCUCACCUCGCAGUGGUCGAAACAGUCUGCUGCAAAUGAACAUGGGACAGGGCAAAACCUCUGUGAUCAUGCCAAUGGUCGUCGCAGAGCUGGCAGAUGGUGAGAGUCUGGUACGCAUCACCGUGCCAAAACCUCUCGUGAUACAGACUGCCCAAGUCACGCAAAGCCGCAUCGGUGGUCUGGUCGGUCGUUCGAUCGCUCAUAUACCGUUCUCGCGACGGACGUCGACGACGCAAGGGAUGCUAGAGGUCUACGAGUCCCUUCACAGGGCUGCGCGCGAUUCUCGUGGUAUACUCCUGACGACUACGGAUCACCUGCUCUCAUUUAAACUUCGAGGGUGGCAGAGAUUGAUUGACGGACCAGAGUACCACGAGGAGGCUGCUCGAAUGCUCGAGUUUCAGAAACGUUUGAGCGUUCAUGCUCGCGAUAUCUUGGACGAGUCGGACCACACGCUCUCGGUCAAGACGCAACUGAUUUACCCUAGUGGCGCUCAAACGACUGUUGAUGGCCACCCUUUCCGUUGGCUCGUUGCCGAAGGAUUGCUGGCAUUGAUCGAGAGUCAUCUGCCCGGACUGCAGAGGAAGUUUGGCUCAGACAUUCAGAUCAUCAAUCGAAACGAGUCGUACCCCACGGUCCACUUUCUUCGUCGCGAGGUGCAAGAAUGCUUACAGCAAUGCCUUGUCGAUGAUAUUUGCUCUGGCAAAGCUUGGUUCGUGCAUCCCGCACCUGGCAGCUCUCUUCAACCUGAUGUCCAGGGGAAGAUCUGUCGUUUCUUACUCGACGCGACAGUCAGCAAGGACUUCCUCGAGGAGGUUGGCAGCCUUGCUAUCGAACCGAACUCAUUCAAGAAACAGCUCUUGACUGCUCGUGGUCUUAUGGCGUAUGAAAUCCUAUUCGUCUGCCUCGCAAAACGAUGGAAUGUUCAAUAUGGACUAAGUCCUACUCGUCAUCCUGUGGCAGUGCCUUUUGAAGCCAAGGGUGUCGCUUCUGCGCAAGCAGAAUUUGGGCAUCCCGACGUUGCAAUCGUUCUGACUUGUCUCGCCUUUUACUAUGAAGGCUUGACCGAAGUUCAGCUUCGACACGGCCUGAGAUUGGUCCUGGCUUCGGAGGAUCCAGCAGCUCGUUACGAAAGGUGGCAUGGAGGAGCCUCCAACCUGAAGCCUGCAAUUCGACACUGGAAUAUCAUCAACCUGGACGAUCAAGCUCAGAUCAGUGAUUUGUGGGGUCAUCUGCGGUACAACCGACAUGUCAUUGACGAUUAUCUCAACACUUUCGUUUUCCCAUCGCACGCCAAGCAAUUCGCCGUCAAAUUACAGGCGUCUGCGUGGGAUGUGCCAAAUAUGUCACUGGACGAGAUAGUCGUUGGGCCAAAGGCUAGCUCAGGCGCAAGGACGACAGGUUUCAGUGGCACUAAUGACAAUCGACAACUUCUACCUGGCGCGAUUCAACAAGAUGAUCUCACUGGCCUCUUGCACACCAAUGCCGAAGUCCUCACGUACCUUUUGGAACCCCGAAACCAGGUCUACAAUAUUCUUUGCCACCCUUCCGGUCAACGGCUCUCGGAAGAGGAUCUUUUGAGAAGGAUGAAAGACCAGAGGAUACGGAUUCUGAUCGACGCGGGGGCUUUUGUUCUGGAAAUGGACAACAAAACUCUUGCCGCGACGUGGCUCAAAGUCGACACCCAAGCCAAGGCAGCUGUCUUCUUCACAGAUGAUGGUAGAGCCAUGGUCAUGUACCGAGGUGCUUGGCUGAAGCAAGUGCCAUUACUGGCUACUCCUUUCGCCGAUGAUCUCUCAGAAUGUGUGGUCUAUCUUGACGAGGCGCAUACAAGGGGAAUCGACCUCAAGCUGCCACCGUUCGGGAGGGGCGCCUUGACGCUAGCUCUUGGACAGACUAAGGACUUCACGGUGCAAGCGGCAUUGCGCCUUCGUCAAGUGGCUUCCACUCAAUCUGUGACGUUCUUUGCUCCACCCGAGGUCGAUCGUAGUAUCCGGGACCUCCAGCACCUAGGCUCAAAUGAGAAGAUCACUUCUUCGCACAUCGUCUUCUGGCUACUCGAGCAGACAUGUCGCUCUCACGAUGACCUUCAAGGUCUGCACCGAAGUCAGGGCGGUGACUUUGCACAGCGGAUGAGCGCCCAAUAUGACAAUCGAGAUUGCCUGACGGACACGAAUCAGCGACGAGCCGUGUUGGACGUUCUACAGCAGCCCGAAGCCCAAUCUCUGCAGGAUAUCUACCUGAUUGGGCCGUCAAAGCCGAGCGAAUCUGCGUCCACCCAUUCGCCUUCAGGAACCCAGCAACUUAGCCUGAUCGAGCGCUACGGGAAUGCUACGGAUGGUGUACACCAUUCGGCCGGUGCUGGUGUCCUUGACCAGGUGGAGCAAGAACGAGAAGUCGAAUUUCAAGUCGAAGAAGUCCGCGAGAUCCAAAAACCCCAUCAUUGGGAUGCCUUUAGCUUCCCUGGACUGCACGGGGCCGUGGAGCGGUUCGUCAGGACAGGUGAUCUGGAAACGAGCAGUAGCGUCAAACAAGCAUACUCUUAUAUUUCCGGAACAUCGCUCGGCGCAAAGUUCAAGGUCAGGAACUCUGGUGGUCGAUUGUUCGUGUCGCCGGAAUUUAGUCGGACGAUCAAGCUACCAUCCAAUGACAGGACUACUGGAGACAAUUUCUUGCGCCCUGUCCACUGGAUCAUCUGGAGCUGUAAGACGGAGACCGCCCUUGUCGUCAUCCCCGAAGAGGUCGAGUUGAUCAUUCCUCUUCUCCUAUCUGCCAAGAAAGCAUCCUCGGCCACACCAAAUACAUGUUUGGUGACAUACUCGGCACCCGUGACGAAAGACACUCUGAUCUUUGAUGAUCUGCAAUACUACACCUUGCCUGCGCUGCCUACCAGUUACACAUUCCCAGACUGGCUCAGGAUCGACCUCGGCAUACUGUCUGGUCGCCUCUACCUGCCUUUCAAAGAUUGCGACAUCCUCGCUCAGCUCAUCUCGGCGUCGAAGGACCAUAAGCAGAAUGGGGUUGGGCCUUCGAAUGGGUACACAGUGUCUACGACUCUGAAGCCAUUCGUCAAUGACAUGUCUGGAUUUUUGCUAGAGUGGCUUUCUCUUCGCCGACAGGGUCAAGAUGUCUACGCCACGCCAAUGGGUUAUACGUGUACUGGCCGGGUGUUGAAUGCCAGUCAUCCAUUCUUUACGGCUCAUUCGGUGAUUAUCGAUGGUGCCGAGGACGACAUGACGGCGGAGAAUCGAGUCGGAAGCGACGGUGUGAAAAGGCUCACCGAGGACGUCGAGGGGCUAAGUAUAGAGUGAAGUCCUACCGAGGCAUUGGUCAUCUCUGUAGCUUUACUUGCAUGACCCAUUGUAUAGGUCUUUCCCCCAAUCAAAUGUUCCGAUGCCCGAAGCAGGUUCCUCAGGCCAAAGGCAAAAAGAGAUCUAGAUCUGUUGACCUCCACCAAGAAAAGUUUAGCGAUUUGGAUGUGGCGUCACAAGGCU